UAGGGUUUAACAGCAUGUGGUGCCGAUGUCUUAGAGACGGAAGAUUUCACGAGUUGGAGGUGAAAGCAUAUAUUAAUCGAUCAGUAUAGUUCAUCUGAUAUAUAGAGAAGCUACAUGCGAUACAAAACAUUGAGUGUUUUAGAGCUAAACAUCACAAUGUAGUUGAAACGUUUCAGUUAAUGGACCCAGGCAACAUUGUACUGGCUUCCACUGUGACUACUCAGUGUUACCGUAUAGCGUGGAGCAGGCAGCUGAGUUAGCUGUAUGAGUUCUGUGAAUGUGAUGUUUUCGUACUUGAGUUCUGUAUAGGUUAGCAAGUGAGAUUUGAAGAAAAAAGGAAGGAAGAUUAGGGUUUAACAGCAUGUGGUGCCGAUGUCUUAGAGACGGAAGAUUUCAAGAUUUGGAGGUGAAAGCAUAUAUUAAUCGAUCAGUAUAGUUCAUCUGAUAUAUAGAGAAGCUACAUGCGAUACAAAGCAUUGAGUGUUUUAGAACUAAACAUCACAAUGUAGUUGAAACGUUUCAGUUAAUGGACCCAGGCAACAUUGUACUGGCUUCCACUGUGACUACUCAGUGUUCCUGUAUAGCGUGGAGCAGGCAGCUGAGUUAGCUGUAUGAGUUCUGUGAAUGUGAUGUUUUCGUACUUGAGUUCUGUAUAGGUUAUCAAGUGAGAUUUGAAGAAAAAAGGAAGGAAGAUUAGGGUUUAACAGCACGUGGAUGCCGAUGUCUUAGAGACGGAAGAUUUCACGAGUUGGAGGUGAAAGGAUAUAUUAAUCGAUCAGUAUAGUUCAUCUGAUAUAUAGAGAAGCUACAUGCGAUACAAAACAUUGAGUGUUUUAGAACUAAACAUCACAAUGUAGUUGAAACGUUUCAGUUAAUGGACCCAGGCAACAUUGUACUGGCUUCCACUGUGACUACUCAAUGUUCCCGUAUAGCGUGGAGCAGGCAGCUGAGUUAGCUGUAUGAGUUCUGUUGUGAAUGUGAUGUUUUCGUACUUGAGUUCUGUAUAGGUUAGCAAGUGAGAUUUGAAGAAAAAAGGAAGGAAGAUUAGGGUUUAACAGCAUGUGGUGCCGAUGUCUUAGAGACGGAAGAUUUCAAGAUUUGGAGGGUCAUACUUCCAAGGGUAAAAAUGGGUCAAAACCAAUCCAUAAUGGUAAUGACCAAAUUGCUGCAAGUGCAGAAGAUAGCAGUGAACAGACACAGCAGUUUGUUAGAAUUGUACUGGUGUAUUCGCCAGUUGGAGGCAGUGCUUCAUACAGAUAAAAUGACUCCAAGGCAAGCUCAAGAUGCCAGUCGCGCAUUGAAUGUACUAAAGAGCAAAACUGCACCUUUAAUAAAAAAACGCCAAGUUAUGAGGACAACAUUUGGUGACUACAGAGUCAAAAUGUCGGAGGAGGAAAAGCAAUUUAACAAGACAAAAACACAGCUGAGAUUGGCUGCUGUAGAACCAGACAAAAAGUCUCAUUUUUUCAAAAAAUGUUCUUCAUUGUCCAGCAGUACAACAACAAAUGCUAAAGAAGAAGAGAUGGACAACUGUGAUGAGACAAAAUGUACUGAAACCUCUGAAGACAGAAAAAAAUUAUAUGAAGCAUUAAAUGGAAGCUGUUUCAGAUUCAACUUUGAAUGACAGGUUUAUGUAGAAUUUUGUGAUGUCAUCAACAAUAUUCCAUACAUAAAUACACAUUUUAUUUGAAAUUUCCUUUGUUUAUUGGACUUACAAUUCUGUAAAUAAAUUUUCUAUGGAAAUUUA
This is a messenger RNA of Schistocerca nitens (vagrant locust), 1747 nucleotides long. Its product is annotated as UPF0488 protein CG14286-like. The record is from RefSeq and is a predicted model, not a curated record. The transcript is spliced from 5 exons. The coding region runs from base 1127 to 1624 and encodes 165 amino acids. Lineage: Eukaryota; Metazoa; Arthropoda; Insecta; Orthoptera; Acrididae.